AUGUUCUUGGUGGUAAAUUACGGUAAGGAAAAAAACUGGCGGCGUAAUGUUCCGGAUAUUACUACUCACCAGAUCGUGCUGCUGCCGGAGCCCCUGUGGACGACUAACGACAAGGAAACCAAGUACAACCCGCUGGCUUUCCUCGAGAAUGAGGGAUUUACGACCCAGGAGGACUUCACCGCCUGGCGCAAGGAGAACGGCUACAAGUCGCUGCGUGAUUUCAUGGACAGGGCCAAGUACGACGUCACCAGCGGCGCCGACUUCUCCUGUGGCUUCACCGACCCCAAGGGCACCCCUCAGCCCAUUCCGGAAGGUAACAAGAUGCGCUCUACCGGCUACACCCACGACGGCCCGUGCGAGGUGUGGCUCGACGACACGAUGGUGCUGGAUGGCGACAACUGCCACGAGAAGUUCCCGGGCAAGGACUACACGGUGGACUACUCAUCGUGCAAGGGCACGUGCACGCUUCGCUGGUACUGGCUGGGAGUGCGUUUCUUGAAGAAUGACUACUCGUGGCAGGUGUACAAGGCUUGCAUCCCGCUGACGUCGGGAUCAAUGGCGUCGACUGGAUCGCAGAAGAAUCUGCGUGACUGA
Messenger RNA from Phytophthora sojae, 594 nucleotides. RefSeq lists its product as hypothetical. Bases 1 to 594 code for a protein of 197 amino acids. The transcript has a single exon. Lineage: Eukaryota; Oomycota; Peronosporomycetes; Peronosporales; Peronosporaceae. The record is from RefSeq and is a predicted model, not a curated record.